GUGUCAAGAGUCGAGACCGGCCGGCUGGGCUGGGCUGGGCUCGCUUGCUCGCGGUAGUGUUUCGCGCGCGGCCCUUGCUGCUAUACAUUGCACUUCCGUUGCUGCGGUCGCUGCACGAUCUACGAGCGACACCCACGCCAUCAGUCACGCUUGGAUUCAGCUGGCAUUGAGUGUUUCUUAUCGACCCUAUCUGUGUCUGCCCGGUUUCGCCCGAUCGUGCUGUGUCCGGUCGUUGUUUUAGGCGAUUGAAAGCAAAUACGCCACUGUGCGGGUUUCGGAAGAACUGUAGCCACCAUCUGUGUCGUCCGUUCAUUCGUCUGAACUGUUUGAAAUCUGGAUUAAUUGUACCUUGCAUCGAUUGUGCCCCAGGAUUCGUAAGGCCCAUAAGUCUGAAGAAACUUCGAUCGCGCUUGGGUAGAACCCAACACUCCGGGUACUCUUCGAACCUUACAAGAACUGUCUCCUUUGGAGUCGCCCGAGUUCCACGAAGGCUGUACCUUUCACUGACGUGCUCACAUCGGCAACUUCGGUAGCUCGAAAGAUCCACACUCGGCGUGAAUUUUCUGGAAGCCCGAUAAAGUCACGUGUUAUUGGUGACGGCUGUACUACCCAGCUGUUCCAAGCGUGCAGGAACCGUGUCAUCUAUCGACGCUUCCGUACUGCUGGAGAGAACCGUUACCCUACACAGUGGGCGUCCGAUUAACGGCCCUAUAUAAUACAGCCAACGAUCAAGAGCGUUCUAUUCGGAGCGAACGCCUGUAAAUUGCCGUCAGCGCACUCCCUGCAGCCGUACACCUUCGACGGCAGCUCGUGUCAACGGCAGUGUGGCAUCCUUCGAGACAGGCGAGUGUUGGCCGCACCACCGAUGACUCCAGCCCGGCUCUGAGUUCGUCAGCGAACCGUCUGAAGUACUAAGAGAGAACAUCCGCCUUCCGUGGAGGAGGAAAGAAGUCCACCCUUUCGUUUCGCCCGCAGUCAAGAAUCCUCUUGCCGACGGACGAGGCAAUCGAGGGCACGAGUUUUAAAGCUUGGUUACGGCGUCUUCGAGUCCCUGUUCACCUGAGCCGCGCCGGUUACUGUGCACGUGUCGUCUCGCCGAUUCCGAAAACGCGCCUGGAGCUCGGCCGAGUUCUUCGACCCUCGUAGAACCCCGAGCACACGUAGUGAAGACAAGUUAAAUUUUCCCGCCAUCUCACUUGCGCGAGCAACAGUAACACAACAGUUUCCCCUCUCUCUCAUCCGGACUUCGCUCGGUGCCCGUAAGGUGGAAGUCCCGCGGAAGACGUGACCAUGUCAGACGUGGCCGAUUCUGUGAGUAACCCACAGUCUCCGGUGAAUGGCAUCUUGCUGGAUGAACCCCUGACGCUUGACUUUGAUCCAAUGAGUUUCCAGUUGUCUUCCCCUACCGAGGCAAAACCCCCUGUCGACCUUGUCGACUCGUCCCCCGAGGACCCUCCCUUUGCUAACGAACCCCCAGAGAUUGCUAACGAUACUAACUACAAAUACAACCCAAAGUCCUACCUCCUGGACCUAGAAUCACUGCAGGAACUGCAGGAUAACGUGCAAUCGACGUCGUGUACGGUUCAAGACGACGACGCGAUGGCAGAGGACGAACGAGGCGAGACGACGUUGAACGACUCCAUUGCGCGCGAUGGCGCGGACCAGAGGCCGGACCUUCUCGUCGGAGUGACGGUGACUACGUCACCCGGAGGGCACCAAGCCUACAUACUCGAGGAGGAUGAGGACGAGUUUGACCUCACCGACCCCAAGUCGGAGGACGACUCUCGGGAGGUCGAUCUCUCCGUGGACGCGUCCGAGUCAUCGUCCAGUCUCAACCCGGAGAGUUCGAGUCCGCUGAACGGCGGGCCACCCGGUAGUAGCCCUCCCGAACAACAGGAGGACGUGGUCGGCUCUCCAUUGGCUAACCUUCCAGAGGAUGGAGUUGACGAGGAAGAAACGCCUACGCCACCCCUGAGAGAUGAGAGUCGGCGGGGCGGGAGUUCGGUGCAAAUCGUUGACCUCUCUACUUCAUCUUUGGACGAAGGCUUGGGCAGUUCCGAAGCACGGGUUAACGGCACGGCAGGAGGACAGCCCAUAGCAGUAAGCUUCGCUUACCAUGUGACCACACCAGAGGAAAGUGAAUCCCGACCGGAAGCAAUACCGGAGGAGGAAGAGGAAGUAAAUGAUGACGGAUUUGGCGGAGUCAGCAGCGCCGUUCAGGAGCUGGCCAGCUUCGUUGGGGAAGGCGCCGACCUGCCACAGGAUGGUCAGUUUGUAGAUUACGUGGUCAGCACGCCGGAGGACGAAGAGGACUCUGUUUGCAACGUCGAGGACAACAGUUUCACCAGCCCCGUGCCCGAGAUGUCCAGAGAGACGUCGUCGGCCAUGAGUUCGGACAUGGACACGUCGUCGAGGACGACUAGCGUGGAGACGGUGGCGUGUGCCAGCCCGCUGAAUGCUCAACAGGACGCCAACAUCUUGAGAAGCCCCCAAGGACGGAACAGCACCCCGCUGUCUCCCGAGUGCCACGACGAGGCGUUUGACACCGCGCGUAGCCCUAACAAUCUUUGCACGACCCCUGUGUUGGCUUGCUCACCCACUGACACGGCAGAGGUGGCUGACUCGCCAGAGCUUGAGAGCAGUGAAGAUGAGUUUGAGUAUACGCCUGCGGGCGUUACAAAGUCCUCGGUCACCAAGAGCAAGCGAGUGGUGGCCAGCGCCCGAACGAGCAGCAAGGACGGUAUCACGCUGCAGCAGUCCAGCGUCACCUCGACCACCAGCCUGGACUCGCACACCGAGGUGGUCACUGGCAAGGGUGCCUACGAUGGGCUCAACGGCGUGACCGAUAAGACCGAGCUUACUAAUGGCACAGACGACGAUUAUUACCGACCCGAAAUCGAAUGCCCCGUGUCAGUAUCGAAGCUGAAGGACGUUUACAUAUCGUCCGGAAAAGACACUGUGGACGCCGAAGCCUUCAGAGAGAUCGCCGUCACUGGAAUUGACAUCAAGUCUCUGAAAUGUCAGUACGAACGGACAAUCAAGGAGAAUGGAAUACUGUCGCCGUCACGUGAGGUGAUUAACACUGGCAUCGACUUCGAGUCUUUGAAGCACAGCUACAUCUCACCCUUGAAUAACAAAAAUCAAGUGCUCAACCACCGUUUUGCCGAAGACAUCGUGCCGAUUGACAUAAAGUCACUAAAGUCCAGCUUCACGAGCGUCCAGGAACAGGAGAGCCGUCACAGCGAGAGCGGCGUCAUCGAAGAGGUCAAGAUAGACAAGCAGAGGCUGCAGAACAAGUUCAACAAGAUCAAGAUCGACGAAAGCAAGUGCUUCUGCCGCAAGUGCGGGACCCACGUGUAUCCCGUAGAGCGCAUCAUCGCCGAGAAGAACUUCUACCACAAGAACUGCUUCAGAUGCAAAGAAUGCAACAAGCUGCUCUCUGUGGACGGAUACAUGUCCCAUGAGGCGGAGAUCUACUGCAAGAUCCACUUCAAGCAGCUGUUCCAACCGAAGGCUCGCUUCGACAACGACACCGGACCACUGCUGGCCACGCCCGAAGAGGACGAUUCCCAAGAAGGUCGCCAGCGUCGUCACGAAAUGAUAAUCCGCGAGAACAUACCCGAGGAGCUUCCCCCGGAUGUCGUCAGAUCUGCUCACGAGGAAAGUCCUCCUGAAGGUGACACUAAGACUGACGACGGCCUCCACAACAUCAACUUGGAUUUAGGGAACAUCAGGCAGCGCUUCGAGUCGCCGCAGGAGUCGGUGCCAUCCGUUGCCGACAGAUCUGCCUUAGGACGUUCCGAGAGUCUGCUCCAGAGGCUAGAGAAGUACCAGUCUGUUGCGGCUGGAGAAAGGAACGGAGAUGCCCAUUCGCCCGCAGAAAGCGAAGACGAAGAUGCGUCCGUUGUCAGAGAGACAAGGACAAAGGAAAAGGUCGUCUACGAAGGGCUCUCGUCGCUGAAGAGCCAGUGGGAGAGCGGUGCAGUCAACAGCCACCAGGAGCGCACAGAGGAGACUAAAGAAGAGCUGGCUAAGCUGCGCAAGAAAAUGUGUCUGGGCCGCUCAGAGUCCAUGCGACAGGUAUACCAGAAGGCCGUGGAGGACGCCAACCGUAUCCAGGCCGGGCGGGCCGAACAGAUCAGCGUGGAGGGCCAGGAGGCUCGGGCCACCUCCAUCAAGGAAAAGUUUGAGGCCGGUGUGGUGACCCAAGAGACCGAGGCCGAAAAGAUUGAGCGCCUCCAGCGCGAGAAGCAGGAGGAGCUCAGUGUUUUCAACGAGACAGGGAUCGCCCACGAGGCCAAAAACAUUUUCAAACAACUUGACGCCGAGGUGGCCCGCCAGUCUGGCGCUCCCUCCGCUUCACUGGCCCGCUCCCCUAGCAACCGCUGGAGUGUUACACGGCCUCAGGAGAAUGCCGUCUCACCGGGCGACGUCGUCCGUUCCAGUGACCCCGUCCGGGACGUCGAGGUCGCCACCACAGAGGUGUCCGAACGCUUCAAGUUCUUUGAGAACUUCAAGGACGACCCAAACAAGCAGCGCAAGCGCUUCGAGAUGACGCCGCCCCGCGAGAGCGCCAAGGAGCCGUCACCCGAGUUCCAGCCCCCGCGCGACCCCAACGUUGUCCGGGCCGCCGACCCGGCAGAGGAAGUCAUCGUCACGGACACCGCACGACGCAUGCGCGAGCGGUUCCGCGAGCUCGAGGUUAACGCGAGCCGCGAGGAGCCGCCCCAGGGUCCCAAGCCGCUCAAGAGGAUCACGCCUCCGCGCGAGUAUACGCGAGACAACGUGCACGAGCCGUCGCCCGAGGUCCAGCGCGAUCCUGACAUCGUGCAGUGUUCGUACCGCGUCGAGGACGACAUCGUCGUCGAGGCCGACCGUGCCAAGAGCAUGCGGGCGCGCUUCGAGAACUGGGACGCCGAGCGCGAGGCCCGCGAGAGCCGGCGGAAUGGCGAGAACGCUGACGAGGAGUGUCUGCCCAUGGCCGACACGGCCAAGACCCUGAGGGCCAAGUUCGAGGCCAUUCGGGACGAGUCCGAGCGCCAGGAGGCACACAGGCCCAAGCCCAAGGUCAACAGAUUUGUGGAGUUUCCAGGAACUCCCAACUCCGAGGCAUGUGCUAUAUGCAACAAGAAACUCUACCCCAUGGAGCGAAUGGAGGUGAGCGGACUGCGGAUGCACAAGAACUGCUUUCGCUGCAGCCACUGCAGUUGCCAUCUCAGGCUGGAGAGCUACACAAUCAGCGGAGGGAAGCUGUACUGCGGACCUCACUUCAAGCAAUUUUUCAUAGCCAAAGGCAAUUACGACGAGGGCUUUGGUCGUGAAAAAUGGUCCAGGUCCGCUUCGCCCGCUUCCCGGGAAAGCAACGAGGAGUACACGAAUGGCGACCGGGAUCACAUUGGAAUCCUCGACCAGCCAGUGAUAGCGUAGUUGCCACAACCCGUGCCCAUAGCUUUCAGCCACAACCUGUGCAUCGUCGCUGUUGCCGCCACUUCAUUCUGCCCUGGCUUUUCCUAUAUCUGUAUAAUCGGCAUGCUCAAUGUAAGAUACACUUCGUGUCCAGCAUGUUCUUUCCUGGUACCUACUCGAUCCCUCAACUGUUUUUUUUCUAUUGCUGCCUGAGCCUGUCAUGAAGGCACUGUCAUGUGGCCACGUGUUUGUCAUAUCGGACAGCCUUUGAUUCCAACAAGUCCUUGUUGCAAUCUAGCUGGAACGCCAGUGUCCGGCAAGCUGAUUGGUGCGUGACACUAAGGGGUGUGUGUGAAUGAGCAUAAGAACAAACUCAAUGUGGUUGUAUCCAACCAGCGAGCACUGUGGCAGAGAAGUGACAUGCUGAGCUGUGUGUAGUCAGCGUGUUUGUCCCGGUAUAUCUAGAAUCGCCAUUAGUUAGUCGGCUUUUCCCAGUGAUCGUGUGACAUAGUGCAACAGUGAUAUAGUAAGACGAGUAUAUUAUUUCCCUGUACUUUUAGCCAUGUUGGUUUUCAUGUGAUGCAAUAUCUCUACAUGCUCAUUGCAUCUGUUUUUAUGUCCCAAGAUUGCAUGCAGUUAGCUGGGCUCUUCGUAAAUUUUUAUUUUCCGUAACAUCAAAAUAAAGACAAUUGUAUGCACUGCAUUUAGUUUCAUGAAGCGGUUCUGUUGCAUUUCACGAAGCUGUUCUGUUUCAUUAAGCUAACAGUUCUUAGUUCUAGUUUUCAUUCCAGUCAACUUAGAAUCUGUUAACAACGCGUUUACUGCAGACAACAACCGAAAUCAAGUUCGCAACUUUUUUAUUGCGUCUAAAUAAAGCGAAGUAGCAAAAAAGUAACAUUGGGCAGAAAAGUCUCUCUUCGUCCACAAUGGGAUCAAAUAUAUAAAUUAUCAAUAUUAAGCGCGUUUUGAGCGACGUCGAAGCGCGGAAACGUACUUCUUUGCUGGCGUGGCUUGAUUUAGGCUCGAUGCUAUCGAUGACCCUAUAGAUUUCUAUCGUGCCGACCUUGUGAACAACAUGCUCGGGCAGCGUGUAACAGCAUUUACCGCGUCUUUUAAGACCAGCCUGCACGGUUAGGAUGGAAUUUACUAUCUCAGUGGACAACGUGCAACUUAAACCCAAUCGCAGUCAGAUGGCUGAAGACACUGGGCAUCCAUCCGCGUCGGACCACGGCAGCACCAGUACUGAUAAAGCAAACUUGAUCAACCGAAUGUUUUUAUGCAAUUCAGCAGAGCCGUUUCACGACAGUCCCAUAAAGCUGGUCAGCGAAAUUUGCGAAGAGUGAAAGCUAGUCUUCUCGACUCGGCUAAACAAGUUAACGAGGUGUUGCAUCUCGCCAUUCGUUCCAGCGGCGUAGCAAUGGCGCCCGCUGCACCGCGCCGUUCGUUUCAAAAGGUGAAGAGCUAGUGCACGAUUUUGCUGCGCCCUUUCAGUGCCCACUCAGUGCAGGCGUACGUGUGUGAAGCAGCAGCGCAGCAGACGACGCAGUACACGGGCGCAAGUGCCGUUAAGGCCCCGCUUACGCACGACUGAUGUGUCACGCAAGUGUGGGGUGUAGUUACGCCUCCGAAGCCGACCACAACUGCAGUUGGAAGCAGUCAAACUUGCGCACUCGAUGCCCAUUAGGCGGCCAAAACAUCUGUUCGUCGGCAUUAGUUUCGAGUGUCGCGUUUUUCGUGCACCUCGGGAAACUAUUCUGGACUGUCAUAUUCCGCCAUGUUGUGAAAAAUGUUACGGCGGCAUUUCAAGCCAAUUGGAGGCCGUAGCAGCCCUCCCAGUCCGCUCAGCGCGUAUCAGAGCUUACGAUAUGGCAAAUUCGACAAUGUGGUAUCGUUAGGGGUGCUAUUCUUGACCAUAGUUUCCUACAAUAAAACUCGGUGCUCUGAAGCUGCGAUCAGACUUGAGUUGGCCAAAUCGAAACUCGCUGGCUUGCCGGUGAGAAAUUCAUGCCUGCGUUCUUGGCGUAAUGGUUUCAAUAUCGGGCUUCUGUGAUAGAGGUUCUUUGUUAGAAUCCUGACGUUAGACAGCUUUCAUAAUGAUUAUUUAAUUUAUAACGUCAUACCUUAUUGAAGACAAUGAGUUCAGAAAGUCGCGAAGCCGUUUGAAACCCGAAGGACCAAGUUUAGGCAGAUGCAUGCACUAACCAACAUUCCCAUGCUGUCUGAAGCGCCGUGCUUGCAGCCCCCGUAGACACUUGCGCCACAGUUACGUCGAGCAUUUGUACGAACCAAUGUUACGGAUAUUGUCAAGUGCUGCCAUAUUGCUGCCACUACCAAUCGGAGGCUUCUAAUUGGUUCAGAAUGGUGCCAUUACGGAAUUGUCAGAAUAACACAGCUGAAUACCACCUACGGAGGAAGAAACGCGGGGCACACUGUUUGCGGAUGGUGAUCAUAGUUCACUCUUUGCCUUGGGGGCAUGGGUAAGCAGAAUGUUUGCGACACGUGGAGCACAAGUUGUCAAAGAAACGAAGCCAGCAUUGUAUAAAAACUGCUGAAAACCCGCCACCAGCAAGCAAAGAAUUUCCCUCUUCGCAGCGCAAAAAAAAAAAAAAAACUACAUAUAACGGCAAAACAGUGAAAUUGGCAACACUGAUAACACAAUGACUCCAAAUAUAACUACUUUUACUAGUUUUAAGACUUGUGUUUAAAAGUGACUAGAUUACCCUGUAUAUUCUUGAGUGAACAAAGAAUGCUUAAGUAUUUAUGCGGUUGAUUCAUCUUUACCCACUCUGCGAUCUUCCUGUCGUGGUGUUUCCUUCUCCUGUAUUUCGUUGCUCUGGAGAUACUCCUAAAUAUAACUCAAUUUUUUGUUUUAUUUUCAGUGCUGCAAAAGCAUGACUUGUAAAUAAAAGCCUGAUGUCAAUGUCAA
This is a messenger RNA of Dermacentor andersoni, 8332 nucleotides long. RefSeq lists its product as uncharacterized. NCBI's taxonomy places the organism in Eukaryota, Metazoa, Arthropoda, Arachnida, Ixodida, Ixodidae. The record is from RefSeq and is a predicted model, not a curated record.